Molecule: messenger RNA, 1517 nt
Organism: Acomys russatus (golden spiny mouse)
Lineage: Eukaryota; Metazoa; Chordata; Mammalia; Rodentia; Muridae
Gene: Upf3a
Product: UPF3A regulator of nonsense mediated mRNA decay
Exons: 9
Coding region: 74-1345 (423 amino acids)
Biological process (GO): positive regulation of translation; nuclear-transcribed mRNA catabolic process, nonsense-mediated decay
Cellular component (GO): cytoplasm; nucleolus
Molecular function (GO): telomeric repeat DNA binding
Source: RefSeq, a predicted model, not a curated record
AGGGAGGGGCUGCCUAGUCCUCGCGAGGCUUCGUUCUCGCGGAGGAGGAGGCGGCGGCGGGCAGCCGGUGGGGAUGCGCUCGGAAGAGGGAGCCGGAGGCCUGGGCGCAGCCCUUUCUGCGCGGGGCCCAAGCUGGAGGGAGAAGCUGGCGGGACCGGAGGUCCAGUUCCUCCGCGAGUCGCAGCGGAGGGAACCCGCGGGGCCGCCUGCCUCGCCUUUCGGUGACAGCGGGGCCGGCAAGCCUCGCGAGGACAAGAGGUCGGCCCUGAGCAAGGUAGUACUCAGGCGGCUGCCCCCGGGCCUCACCAAAGAGCAGCUGGAAGAGCAACUGCGCCCCUUGCCCGCACACGAUUACUUCGAGGUGGUAGCUGCGGACCUCAGUCUCUAUCCUCACCUCUACUCAAGAGCAUACAUUAAUUUUAGGAACCCUGAUGACAUCCUCCUGUUCAGAGACCGCUUUGAUGGCUAUAUCUUCAUUGGCAAUAAAGGCCUGGAGUACCCUGCAGUGGUGGAGUUUGCGCCAUUCCAGAAGAUUGCCAAAAAGAAGCUGAAGAAGAAAGACGCCAAGACUGGAAGCAUUGAAGACGAUCCAGAAUAUAAACAGUUUCUGGAAUCAUACACUUUGGAGGAAGAGAGAACCAGUGCGAGUCCUGAGACACUGCUGGGAGAGAUAGAAGCGAAGACACGAGAACUCCUUGCCAGAAGAACCACACCUCUUUUGGAAUAUAUUAAAAGUAGAAAAUUAGAAAAGCAGAGACUCCGAGAAGAAAAACGUGAGGAGCGCAGGAGGAGGGAGCUCGGAAAGAAGCGUUUACGGGAAGAAGAGAAAAGGAGAAGGAGAGAGGAGGAGAGGUGUAAAAGGAAAGAGGCGGAGAAGCAGCAGAGAGCUGAGAAGGAAGUGAGGAUUAAGCUUCUUAAGAAACUGGAAGCAGGAGAAGAAGCAACCACAGAGAAACCCAAAGAAAGAAGUGAAGCAGUUGGCAUUGGAGAUGAAAAACAGGAAGCCCGGCCUGCAGAGUACGCGCCAGAGACGCCUGGAGAGAGGUUACAGGAUGGCAGUGAUAAAGAGCAAAGGGACAAAAGAUUUCGAGAGAAAGAACCUGAAACUCCAAGAUGUCACCCAGAUGGUUGCAGAAAGCACAGCAUUCACUCAGAGCUUGCCAGGUUUUCCAGGAGGAAUGAAGACGAGUCAAAAUGGGGAAAAGGCUUCACCCAGGAGAGAGGGAAAAGAGGGGGCCAGGACGGAAGUGUCCCUGUGGACAUGGCAGACAGAGUGAGCAAGGAGCAGAUGGAGCCCGACAGCCCGGGGCUGAGAAAGGAGCGCGGGGGACACGGGGUUCUGUAGUCCUGCGGGCCUGCCUUCCCUGUUGGGGUGUGCCAGGGACAGAGUGUGCCUAGCAGUCUCACAACUGUGUCCCCAAGUACACACCCUUAUUAGACUAAACAAAGAAGAAUCUGCUUACGUGUGUGUAGGUCCAGGGUUGCACUCUGUCUGUGUUAGCUCACAUGCCCACUUG